AUGUCAUCUACCAGUGAUAAUACAACUAACACAAGGGAGAAAAAACCAUUAAAAUUUGUCUCGGAGGGAGUAGGUAAUGUAGAGACUCAGAAGAUACGAGAACAAGUGGAGCAAAAGAAGUACGAAUCAGAAUAUAGAAGGAAAACCAGAAAGUCUUUGCGGGAUCAGCUGAGAUCAAACGCUAUAAGCAAGCAAAAGCAAUACAACGGUUUGGUGAGAGACCGCGAAAGUUUUACUAGAUUGAGCAAAGAUGACCUGGAAUUCUACCAGAAUAGCAAGAAUGAGUUACUGAAAAAGGAAAAAGAAUUUAACAACUACCUGAAUACCAAGGCAGUUAUUUUUGAAAGAAAGCAAAAAGCUUUACUUAGUGAAAAUGAUCCUGCGCGUAAUACAGAAGAAAAUACAGAAACUCGAACUAGUUUAACUGGCAAAAUGCUAAUCAGGGGCGUAAAGCCGUCCAGCUCCAAACCGAAAAUAAAAGUAUCCAUAAAGAAACUGAAUAAAAAACUUGAGAAGUGA
Molecule: messenger RNA, 519 nt
Organism: Saccharomyces mikatae IFO 1815
Lineage: Eukaryota; Fungi; Ascomycota; Saccharomycetes; Saccharomycetales; Saccharomycetaceae
Gene: FYV6
Product: Fyv6p
Exons: 1
Coding region: 1-519 (172 amino acids)
Source: RefSeq, a predicted model, not a curated record